Molecule: messenger RNA, 459 nt
Organism: Amoebophrya sp. A25
Lineage: Eukaryota; Dinophyceae; Syndiniales; Amoebophryaceae
Source: the annotation of a GenBank genome assembly
UCGUUGAUGAUGAAAUAAGUCCUAGUAUUCUUGUUUCUUCCUUUAUCACCUUGAAGAAGGAAUAUAGAUAUCUGGAAGAAGAGCUCCGAAAUUUUUAUGGUAAGUUCUUGAGGUUCUCCUUGAGGUACUCCUUGAGGUUCUCCUUGAGGCUCUCUCAGCCUUCUGCAUCAGAUUAAGCAGUAGUAGAUCUUGAAGAAGAAGGUCGUAUCUUUUCGCAAGAUUUCGAUGUUAACUACAUGUGGGAAGAAAGUCUUUGAAAAUAAGUAGUAUGCUGGUCCUCUUGUUAAACACCGUCUAGUCCAUCCAUCAUCAUACGAAUUGGAAGAACUUAAAACUGGGGCAAGAACGCGUGAGCCGAAUACGUCUUACGUUAAUUGGGCGUGGGCUUCGCGUACCCCUUUCGCGUGAGACGGACCAUGUGCGCUGGCCGAGAUUAGAAGCGAGAUCAGUGCGUUGGCC